AGCAAAUAUUUAUCAUAACAAACUCAAGCUUAAGUUAAGAAGAGUUACUUGAUAUAUCUGCAUUGGCUGCCAUGGGAGAAGCAAUAAUCGAUCCCGGUUACAUCCAAGAGGAAGAGCACAGACCAAAGCUGGUGACUCCUCACGAGUACCUCAACGACGAAGAAAUCCCCGUCAUUGACCUCUCCAUCGACGAGGACAUUGUGGCCCGAAUUGGAGGGGCCGCGGAAAAAUGGGGAUUUUUCCAGGUCAUAAAUCAUGGAGUGUCGAAUGAACUGAUCGCGAAGAUUGAAGAAUUGGCCUUCCAAUUCUUCAAUCUUCCGGAGGAGGAGAAGAAGAAAGUGAAGCGAGACGAGGUCAACCCCGCCGGGUUCCAUGACUAUCCUCAUACUAAGAAUGUGAGGGACUGGAAACAAGUGUUCAACUUCUUUUUGCAAGAGGAGACUUUGUGGCCAACUUCAUACGAGGAUGGUAAUAACGAGGUCAUGGUUCUCACCAACCAGUGGCCUGAUUACCCUCCUCAACUUAGACAAGUGUGCCAAGAGUAUGGUCGAGAAAUGAACAAGCUGGCUUUCAGAUUGUUGGGACUUAUUGCAAAAAGUUUAGGGUUGGGUGAGAAGAGAUUUGAUGAGUUGUUUAAAGAGCAGAUGAGCCUGGUGAGAUUCAAUUACUACCCUCCAUGUCCUGUCCCUGACUUGGCCUUGGGAGUUGGUCGCCAUAAGGACUCUGUUGCCAUAACCAUUCUUGGCCAGGAUUCUGUGGGAGGACUCCAAGUUAGGAGAAAGUCCGACCAGGAGUGGAUCCCUGUUAAACCCAUUCCUUAUGCCUUCAUUAUCAAUAUUGGUGAUCUUAUUCAGGUUUGGAGCAACGGCAAGAUCGAGAGCGUGGAGCACAGGGCAGUAGUGAACACGGAGAAGGCGAGGUUUUCGCUUCCAUUCUUCUUCGCCCCGGGACAAGACCUAAUGGUGAAGCCCUUGGAAGAAUUACUGAAUGGGGAGCCCCCAAAAUACAAGACCUAUAACUGGGGCAAAUUUUUUGCUAAUAGAAACCAUGGCGACUUUAAGAAAAGGGAUAUCGAGAACAUCCAAAUUACUCAUUUUACCCUACAAGAUAAAUAAAUAUUGGGUAAGGAGUACUAGUACUAUAUAAGUAUGUAGUUCAUGAGUGUGGUGAUCUAGACCGAUGGAGAGCUAGGGCAUAGAAGUUUCGGACUGGACCAUCAAAGUUUUAUUCAAUAAGACUCGUGGAUUUUCUUAAUAAAGAUGCACUUUUAAUUUUUAUUAUUGUAUGAUCAUUAUGCAUAUAUAUAUUUAUAUAUAUAUAUGCUAAUUGGUAUAAUAAAUAUCCCAAGUGUGUGAUUGUAAUAUAUAUAUAUAUAAAUGUAUUCAAUUUAUGCAUUA
Molecule: messenger RNA, 1397 nt
Organism: Humulus lupulus (European hop)
Lineage: Eukaryota; Viridiplantae; Streptophyta; Magnoliopsida; Rosales; Cannabaceae
Product: jasmonate-induced oxygenase 2-like
Exons: 4
Coding region: 72-1115 (347 amino acids)
Source: RefSeq, a predicted model, not a curated record